AUUAAAAUGAAAUGGUAUCAUAAUACCAACAUCAUCAGAGACAACACCGAAAAACAGCCCCCCGCACACAAAGAAAAUGCUGAAAAGUGAAGGAAAAGCGCUGGUAAACUCCGCCAACUGAUAGUGGCUGAUCGAUUCCAAUUGGAGAGGUUCGAUUUGGAAGCUUCGUCCUGCUGAAAUCACUGGGAGGUAAUCCGGAAAGUGGCUGGCGUUCCCCUGCCCCCGCUGAGCAACCGUGAGUGAGAGACAGGUAGUGGAGAGGGAGAACGAGAAACAGGCGGAGGAGUUGAAGAAAAGAAAUAGCAAGGAUACCGCAGGAACCGCAGAAAAUGGCCACCCAAAGGACACAGAUGCAGGCGAGGAACGCCAGUGCCAGUUCCACCGAAUCCGACUAUGAAACGCUCAUGCAAAGGCUGCAUAUCGGUGGGGCAGGACCAGGAGGCGGGGUGCCGCAGCAAGUGGGCGGGGCCCACAGCAUGAGAGGAUACCAACGUUCGCCGGGCGCCAUUGAGAACUUCCUGCAGGACAGCCAGCACAUGCAGCACUCGACUAUUCACCAUCCGGAUUAUAAGAUGUACGAAAGGAGCAACAUUAUAGCCGCCUCCAAAUAUGCCACGCCCCGUCCGGUUGAGCAGCUAAUGACGACAACGAAUGGCAGUGCCCAGAUCUAUGCGCCCACCGCCCAAAUCCUUGGCCAGAGGAUUGUGCCCCAGAAACACUCGCCGGUCUACGAAAAUCUCGAAUUUUACGGCCAAUUCGAUUCGAAUCACAAGCGGGCCCAGCCCCAGAGUCCUGGCAGCCGACAGAGCACCAUGCUGAACGACUAUCUUCUGAUGCAGCCCAUUCGCUUCGCCCAUACGCCGGUGCCGGAGCAUCCGCCGCUGGAUGCCCGGAUGGGGCGGGGUGCUGGGGCCACGGAGGAGCAUGCUGCGCCGAUUUACGAGAACAUCAUUCCCCACUCUGGGCAGCGGGCUCAACCACAGGCCUCGCCGGCCACGGCCACCAUGUACCAGGAGCUGCAGACCACCACCACCACCAAUAGUGCGGGCGGAUCCAACUCCAGCUCCACCAGUGGGCUGGAUCUGAAUGCGAUGCUGGCAUCGCCGCUCCACCAGCGCAGCAUCAGCAGCAACACGGCCAGCUCAAACUCGCUGGGAUCGCCGACGCAGCGGUAUCGCAACUUGUCCCUGCCCAGCCACCUGAGUCCCGUUCCCACAACGCACUCGGUGGCCAAACUGCAGCAACACACGCCCAUCAAGUCGCCGAUCAACGUCUCCGUCAAUCCCAACUACAUCGAGGACAUCAACAGCUCCGACUACGUCUGCAUGACGGCGAACCUUCACAGGAAUCCCGGCUUGGCCACGGGGAAGGUGGCCACAGCAGGAGCAGCCCCACAGCGCGCCUUCCCAGAGCCUAGUGUCAUGCUACCAUCCACAUCGGGGGCAGGAGCUGGCGGAGUAGCGGCACCUGGCCCAUUGCCAGAGACCGGCGCCGCCUCUUCAGGAGCGCCUGCCUCAUCAACGCCAGCAUCGGCAGUUCCUUCGCGGGCCACGCCCAUCGCAAUGACAGCCCCCCUGGCGGUGGCCACAUCACCCACUCCCUCCCAAGGAAGCACCGCGGUUAAUGCCGCCCUGAAGCCCAGGAGAGGUCUCACCAAGAAUCUGCUGCCGUACAGCGUCACCCCGCCGCGUCCGGCUGGUCCCACGGAGGCGCAGCGCAAGAUCGAGGAGCUGACCCGCCAGCUGGAGGAGGAGAUCGAGCAGAGCGAGGAGCACGGCGAAUACUUUGGCAUAUGUCACACCUGCGGCGAGAAGGUCAAGGGCGCGGGUCAGGCGUGCCAGGCGAUGGGGAAUCUCUACCACACCAACUGCUUCAUCUGCUGCUCCUGCGGCCGGGCUCUUCGCGGCAAGGCCUUCUACAACGUGCACGGCCGGGUCUACUGCGAGGAGGACUAUAUGUAUUCGGGCUUCCAGCAAACGGCGGAAAAGUGCGCCAUAUGCGGCCACCUGAUCAUGGAAAUGAUCCUGCAGGCCAUGGGCAAGUCGUAUCACCCGGGCUGCUUCCGGUGCUGUGUGUGCAAUGAGUGCUUGGACGGAGUGCCCUUCACCGUGGACGUGGAUCACAAGAUCUACUGCGUCAACGACUACCAUCGCAUGUUCGCCCCCAAGUGCGCCAGUUGCGGAAAAGGUAUUACCCCUGUGGAGGGCACCGACGAGACCGUGCGGGUCGUCUCCAUGGACAAGGACUUCCACGUGGACUGCUACAUCUGCGAGGAGUGCGGCAUGCAGCUGACGGACGAGCCGGACAAGCGCUGCUACCCGCUGGACGGGCGCCUGCUCUGCCGGGGCUGCCACCUCCAGCGCCUGGCCCUCCAGUCCUCGCCGCACGCCCGCCACCAGGAGCCCGUAUGCGCCUCCUACCAGUACAUGGGAUAGAUCCCAUGGAAUGGGCCGCCGCAUGGGCCCGGAGGCCGCCCGCCUCUCUUUGACUGAAAAAUGGCGCACAAAAGCAUUAAAAUUCAUUCGAAUCACGAACAAACUAUCGCAAUCAACAUAUUCCAACUACCAACUACCAAUUACCAAUAUUAUUCUUAAACGAAAAGUGAAACAAAUGCAUUUAUAUACACAACUGCUA
This is a messenger RNA of Drosophila bipectinata, 2634 nucleotides long. It is a transcript of the gene jub, whose product is annotated as LIM domain-containing protein jub. Gene Ontology annotation, molecular function: transcription corepressor activity. The record is from RefSeq and is a predicted model, not a curated record. NCBI's taxonomy places the organism in Eukaryota, Metazoa, Arthropoda, Insecta, Diptera, Drosophilidae. Gene Ontology annotation, cellular component: P-body; nucleus; transcription regulator complex. Gene Ontology annotation, biological process: negative regulation of hippo signaling; cytoskeleton organization; response to hypoxia.